Molecule: messenger RNA, 2079 nt
Organism: Lycium ferocissimum
Lineage: Eukaryota; Viridiplantae; Streptophyta; Magnoliopsida; Solanales; Solanaceae
Exons: 2
Coding region: 151-1479 (442 amino acids)
Source: RefSeq, a predicted model, not a curated record
AGUAUAUUCUAUCUCAUUCAAAACACCCAAGCACAAACUAUUUUUGGAUAUUCCUUUAUUGAUUAUGAUGCGAUUGAAGUAUCCUCAAGCAUCUACCAAUAAACCCUCCUUCUGCACUCUCUCUCCCUAGUGAUCUCUAGACUAGAAAGAAUGUUGAUGAGCACUGUCUUCAACUCCAUUGAACCCCUUCAUCUCAAAACUUCUUCUUUUUGUCCAAUUUCACUUUCCACCAAACACCCUAAUCUUCUCCUCCCCCUCACAUUACCCAAUUCCCGAAUCACCCCCUGUAGACCAAUUAAAUGGCAGAUAAGUGGUUGUGCAGCUGGUCAAGAAAUCGACAUGGAAAGAAGCAAAGAAGGAUUAUACAAAGCAAAGCCCAAAAAAGUUGUAAUCUUAUGGGACUUAGACAACAAACCACCACGUGGUCCACCUUAUGAGGCAGCCAUGUCACUUAAAAAGUUAGCACAAUGUUUUGGUGAAGUUGUUGAUAUGUCUGCAUAUGCAAAUCGACAUGCUUUCAUCCAUCUUCCUCAAUGGGUUCUUGAACAAAGGCGUGAAAGACGCCAUCUUGAUGUUCUUGAACGUAAAGGGGUUGUAAACCCAUCUGAAACUUACAUAUGUUCUGUUUGUGGAAGAAAAUGUAAGACCCAUUUGGAUUUGAAGAAGCAUUUUAAGCAGUUACAUGAAAGGGAAAGGGAAAAAAAGCUAAGUCGUAUGAGGUCAUUAAAAGGCAAGAAAAGACAGAAGUUUAAAGAGAGAUUUGUUGAUGGUAAUUAUAAGUAUAUUGAAGCUGCUAAGAGUUUGAUAACACCAAAAGUUGGUUAUGGUUUAGCAUAUGAGUUGAGGAGAGCUGGGGUUUAUGUAAAGACCGUUGCGGAUAAGCCACAGGCAGCAGAUUGGGCAUUGAAAAAGCAAAUGCAGCAUUCAAUGAGUAGAGGUAUUGAUUGGUUAUUCUUGAUUUCUGAUGAUUCUGAUUUUUGUGAUAUGUUGAGGAGAGCAAAAGAAGCUAAUUUGGGUACAGUAGUAGUUGGGGAUUGGGAUAGGGCAUUAGGGAGGCAUGCUGAUUUAUGGGUUCCAUGGACGGGGGUAGAGAACGGGGAGAUAACGGAGAAGGAUUUAGUGUUAAAGAUUGAGAGGAGAAAGGAGUCUUGGGGUAGGAGUAAUGCUCGGUUUUCUGUAAGUGAGUUCAAUGGUGGGACGAGUGGGGAGGGUACUAGUUUGAUGGAUGACAUUGUUGAGAAUUUGGAGUCUUCUGGCACGAGGAUUUCAGCAUUCUCUGAAGGUGAGGAGGAUGAAGAAGUUGACGAACUGGAAUGGCUUCGAGCGAGAUUGGAUCGACAAGGUGAUGACGAAUAUAAUACAGAGGACAGCGACGAAGAGGAGGGGGACUACUUACUGGAUAGUGAGGACGAAGAUACAGGCGAGAUGGUAAUAUAUGAUGAUGAAAGCAAUAAGAGAAAUAACAGUUUGAAUUUAUAGUAAUUGAUUGAGAUACGGCUAUGCUCUGUGAAAAUGAGGUAAAAUGAAAGGUGGCUAAAGCAAUUUGACAUAUUGGCCGAGUGUGUCUCUAGCAGUUCAGCUAUCUUAGAGUAUGUGAGGUGUUUUUCUUGAGAUGGAUUCCGGAGAUCAGAAGCUUCAAAAGAACUGUUUCUGGUUUUUAUCCCCUCCCCCGCCCCACAAUAUCUGUCAAUUCCCUUGCUUAUUUAAGAUAUUUUGUUCAUGAUUUAGCUAUGGAAGUCCAAUGGAAUUGGUUUUUGGUCAAAUUGUCAAAGUAAAGUACGCAGCUUUGCUAGCAAGCGCAUUUUGGUUUCCAAUUUUAUUACUCUGCUCUUUUCGAUCUGACAUGAAAUAGAUUAUAAAUUGGAAUUGAUACAAUCAACCGAUGGAUUUAUUUUAGCUUGCACUUAUGUACUCACUAAUCGGGACUAUGCUUGGAAAAGGAAGUCUUGUCUGGACUCCUAUUGCAUCCAUUCUUUCCAUCUUGUGUUUCUGUUAGCUAUGCAGUCCAUGGAGAAAUGGUAUUUCACAUUUUCUUUCUCCAUGUUAAUGUAGAUUUUCCUGUGAAUUAAUUGUUACCAU